This is a messenger RNA of Hypomesus transpacificus, 4313 nucleotides long. RefSeq names its product NCK-interacting protein with SH3 domain-like. The record is from RefSeq and is a predicted model, not a curated record. Gene Ontology annotation, biological process: endocytosis. The transcript is spliced from 13 exons. Gene Ontology annotation, molecular function: Arp2/3 complex binding; protein binding. NCBI's taxonomy places the organism in Eukaryota, Metazoa, Chordata, Actinopteri, Osmeriformes, Osmeridae. Bases 187 to 2424 code for a protein of 745 amino acids.
AAGAGUGCAAGUUGGAUUGUCAUGUAGUAAGCAAUACAGAGGACGCAGGAUUUAUUAACUCAAGUUGUAAAUAUCAAUUUUAAGUUGCCGUCCCCUGGGUAAAUCGGCCUAUGAGGUAACCGUGUUAUCUUUUGCGUGCAUUAUUGGGCUUUUAAAGAUAUUUACGGAGGGAUUCAAAGCCAAAGUAUGUAUCGGUCUCUGUAUGCCUUUCGAUCCGCGGAGCCCAACUCGCUUCAGUUCGCAGCCGGGGAGAGCUUUCUGAUUCUGGAGCGAAGCAACAAACACUGGUGGCUUGGAUCUCGCUGCACCUCCGGUGAGACGGGAUACAUCCCCGCAUCUUAUGUCGAAAAGAUUCAGGCCCCAGAACAGGAUGAUGUGUUGCAGUCCAUCGACAGAGCAAUCGAAGGCAUCCAUAAUGUGGCUAUGAAGAAUGGGGGCAAAUACAAUCUUGAACAGAGAGAUGUCUUACAGAAGUUGAUCCACCACAGGAAGGAGACCCUGGCACGACGAAGCCCGACUCCAUCCAAGCACGGUCUGCCCUCCUCCACCAGCGAGCUGUCUCUCACCAACACCCCUCAGCCCCCCAAUGGGCUCAGUCGACGCCAGGCCAGAGUGCCAGUGUCUGGGAGUCUGGAGAACAUGCAAGGAGAACAAGGCUUUUACCAGGUUCCUCCUCAACCUCGCCGGGCAGCGCCCCUCACCCCACCCCCCCCUGAGAAGCAGAGAGCUACCAGACGUCCAGCGGCACCAGACAUUCCCUCCGAAGCGUCAUCUGUGCCUCCCUCUCCUGGCCCCGCUCCCGAUGCAGGCUUGGGCCUGUCCCCAGCCGUCAGCUCCGCCUCUCUAGACUCCAGCUCCUCCCACUCAGUGAUCUCCUCUGACAUCAGCCUUCCCAGUGUGGCCAGCACCCCGCCCCCAGUCCCAAGUCGGGUCAAGCCCCCUGCCCCCCAACCCGACGACACCCACCCCAACCCCCCACCACAGCCGCUUCCCUCAAACAGAGGCCCCGCACCUCAGCCUCCGUCCCAGCCCCAGCCCCAGCCCCAACCUACAAUACCCUUACAGCCCAGCUUGGAUGACCAAUCAGAAACAGAGUGGCCUGUAGCCCCUCCCCCUGUCACCGAGAGCCCCCUGGGGAGCCCCACCAGGGCGGAGCCCUUCCCCAUGACGACGGGGGCGGAGUUGAUCGAGCUGGUGCGUAAGAACACGGGCCUUAGUUAUGAGCUGUCGCGAGUGGCCGUUGGCGUUGUCGUGGGACACCUGCAGACCGCCUUACCUCAAGCUUCCACUGACUUAGAGAAAGUCCUUCUCUCACUGGUGGAGAACAAGGAUUUGGGUUCAGCAUUGCCGCGGGGACAAGUGUGCCACGACGAGCAGCGUCUGGAGGUGAUCUUCGGCGACCUGGCUCGCCAUCGCGAGGACUCCCAGCAGCGCAGCUGGGCCCUCCACGAGGAUCAGACCCUCAUAGCCUGCUACCUGGAAGAGCUGCUGAAGAUACUGACGGACGCAGACCCGGAGGUGUGUAACAAGAUGUGCAAGGCCAACCAUUCUGAACCGGUACUGUCACUGGUCUCCUACUAUCAGAUGGAACACCGUGUGUCCCUUCGCCUGCUGUUGCUCAAGGUGUUCGGAGCCAUGUGCAGCCUGGACGCAGCCCUCAUCUCCACCCUGCUCAACUCCAUUCUGCCCAUGGAGCUAGCCAGGGACUUACAGACAGACACCCAGGAACACCAGAAGAUGUGUUACACUGCUUUGGUGCUGACGAUGAUCUUCUCCAUGGGCGAACAAGUUCCCUAUCACCACUACGAGCACUUGAAUGCAGGGUUUGUCCAGUUCAUUCUGGACGUGGUGGAGGAGGGUCUUCCAUCAGACCCCACUGAGCAGCUGCCAGAUCUCUGUCUCAACCUCCUUCUGGCCUUCAACCUGCACCUCUCUGUGCCCAGUAACAACGUCAUCAUGCAGACUGUGAUGAAGAAAAACCCCAAGAUCCUCACAGAGAAAGUUCUGCUGCUGCUAAACAGAGGGGAUGACCCUGUGUGUGUCUUCAAACACGCCCCCCCGGCCCCACACUCUGUCCUUAAGUUCCUCCAGGAUGUCUUUGCCAGCCGAGAAUCUGCUGACAUCUUCUACCGCACUGACAUGAUGGUGAUGAUUGACAUCAUAGUUCGACAAAUCUCUGACCUGUCACCGGGAGACAAGUUGAGGAUGGAGUAUCUCUCCCUCAUGCACUCCAUCAUGCGCUCCACUGACUACUUGGAGCACCGACACCGCGUCAGUGACCUGCAGGGGGCGCUGCGCAUGAUUCUGAACGAGGAAGCAGAUGACGAGACCCUGGGCGAUGGGGGCGGAGCCACGGCCAAACAGAUGGAUAAACUAAUAGUACAGCAGGUCUAUAAGGAAUUUCCCCAACUGAACGAAAGCUGAAUAAGACACUUGUGGGAUUCCCCACAGUAGCCUGCUCUGUUAUCCUGUGGAGAUGUCGCUGUCUAUAUGCUUUGGGUUGACUGGUUAGCUAGCUGUGGGAACACAUCAGUGUCUCCGCUCCAGUAGUUUAGGCUAGAUUAUGGCUUGUCCUAGACUAAAUCACUCUUUCAAGAAGUCUGUUGAAGAUGAGGGUUGUUUUUAGUUUGGGGUUAAGAUUAAUCUAGACCUGGGAACCCAGUGGUAAAAUCUGCUUCCUUAAAAGGAAAAUAACUACUCUGAGUAGUUUAGUUUCCUGAUACCAUACUGUAUUCUUACACUGUUUUUUUUCUGUAUUUUCAUGUCUUUAACUCUAGCUCUUACUCCUUGGUGGCAUGGCAUCACAGUAGGUUUUUUUUUAAGACAAAAAGUUGUGUUCACUUAUCUGUGGUCCUGGCUCUUAACCUAAGGCAUAUCUUAAUUUUUGCUAUCUGCGCUAAUUGCUUUGUUACUUGGCAUAGUCUAGCCUGGGAGACUGAUCUGUCUCGUCAUGGUUAAUCUGCUCUGGCAGAGGGGUUUGGCCAAACUCCUGUUCAAACAGAUUUCCCUCUGGUAAGACGUGCCGUGCCAAUCCCAACCUUUUACCGGAUACGGGACUGGUUUAAUGCAAGUACCAUGGAGGCAUUUUGGAAAUCAACCAAGGUUGUGUUUCAUUCACUAUACAAUUCUAUACCACUGUGUCCAGGAGGAUUUGGUCUGUGCCCCUUGAUAAUGCCAGACUAUGCAUUUGCAAUUUUUGGUCUGGCGAUGCCAGGCUAGGCAUGGCCGUAAAAAGCUCGACAAAACAAGUGUUAGACAGGUCCUGUUCUGUGCUUCUGCUAGGAUACGGCUAGCUGCAGAGUAACAGUAUUAUAAAGCAAGGCUAAACCAGUGCAAUGGCUGCUUCUAAUACGUCUUCUAAACCAGCUCUGACUACUUGUGUGGACUAUGACUGAAAGGGAAUAUAUGUAUCCUUAAUGCACUUGUUGUUAAUGUUAAGGGAUUUUCAGAUGGCUCCACCUACUCACUUAACUUGUUUUGUAGUUGGUUUUCUUAAAUGUUUUAUGACAGUAGUGGUGUUUUAGCUGGUGAGAAUAUUCUCCACUAUUGUCCCUAAUUCAACACCCGACUAGUCAAUUUGAGGCUCACUUAACAAGCGAGGGCCUUCCACCCCAGACCAGUUCUGUACUGACCAGUGCCUGCCCAAGCCUUUAUGGGGCCUGAAGCAGAAUUAAUUUGGGGGGCCCUCUGUGACACCAAUACAAUAUAUAUAAUAUAUGUAUAUAUAAUUUAAUUAAGCUAUAAUUUCAUGUGCUUUUGGGGGGCCUCUAGUGGCCACGGGGGCCCUAAGCAGCCACUUAAUUUUCUCAUGCCUUGGGCCGGCUCUGGUACUGACCACUGUGUUCUCCAAUCCUUAUCCGUUUCAGACACUAAUCUAGUUUAUUCACCACAUGCCCUCGCAUCUGUUACAGUGAUGUCUCUUGGUUUCAUAUCUUAUCUUUAGUACUUUACACUUGGUUUAAUAAGAGGCAUUUGAGGAGGUGUUUUGUUUGAGUAACAUAAACAAAUCACAUACACAGUUGGUUUUAAUAACGUCUAUUCUUAUAUACUGUAUGUGUGUUCACGAGUGUUGAUCAGUAAAUUAAGUAUGAGUAACCCUACAUGUGAUUAAUGUAUGUUUUGUAAAUGGGUUUGUGAGACUGUUCGUCAUUUCCCCUUAAGCCUCUGCUUUCCCCUAAACCACCACCACUGUGUCAUGGUAACUACUUAAAAAUAUAUUUUCUAAAAGAAAGAUAGAAAAUGAAAUGGUUGGGAAAGGCGAUAUGGGUCAACUGUAUUUUCCUAAAGUUUACAAUGCCAAUAAACAUCUCAAU